CCUCGCCUUCCUCUGCUUUCCUUGUAGCCCCGCGACUUCCAUGCAGGGGGGCGAAGAGAAGCUGGAAAGCCUUGGGCUUGUAUUUUCUUUAAGGGCAUUGAACAAUAGUAGACCUGCCAUUCUUAUAAACAGCCCUACAGUGACAAGCCAGUGUGCCCAAAGAGAGAUGGAAGAAAACACAACAUGGCCUAAACAACAGCAGCAGCAGAACAACUUUUCCUUAUUUCCUUCUACCAAAGGCUGGAAUUUCAGAGGGAAGAAACGCAAGCAGAGCACCCAGAGUGAAGAUGUAAUCAGUGUCUGCAGCUUUGACUCAAGUGAACCCAGUAAUAAACGGGUCAGGCCUCUUUCUAGAGUGACAUCGCUAGCCAGUUUAAUUCCUCCUGUCCGAGCAACUCCUUUAAAACGAUUUGGUCAGACACUUCAGCGUUCCAUAAGUUUUCGCAGUGAGAGUCGUCCUGAUCUUCUUUCCACACGACCCUGGACUAGAAAUGUACCCCCUGCUAGCACCAAGCGAAGAGACAGUAAACUCUGGAGUGAGACUUUUGAUGUUUGUGGCAAUCAAGUGCUCACAUCCAAAGAAAUCAAGCGACAAGAGGCUAUUUUUGAACUUGCGCAAGGAGAACAAGACUUGAUAGAAGACCUGAAGUUAGCAAAGAAGGCUUACCAUGACCCAAUGCUUAAACUUUCCAUAAUGUCAGAGCAAGAAUUAAAUCAAAUUUUUGGAACACUGGACUCUUUAAUUCCUCUGCAUGAAGAUCUUCUUAGGCGGCUGAAAGAAGCGAGAAAGCCAGAUGGAUCUACAGACUCUGUUGGCCACAUUCUUGUGGGCUGGCUGCCUUGCCUGAAUUCCUAUGACAGCUAUUGCAGCAACCAGGUAGCUGCCAAAGCUUUGCUGGACCACAAGAAGCAGGAUCAUCGGGUGCAAGACUUCCUACAGCGUUGUCUAGAGUCUCCUUUCAGUCGCAAGCUGGACCUAUGGAAUUUCCUUGACAUUCCAAGAAGCCGUCUAGUGAAGUACCCAUUGCUACUUAGAGAGAUUCUGAGACACACACCAAAUGAUCAUCCAGACCAACAGCACAUUGAAGAAGCUAUUAAUAUUGUCCAAGGAAUAGUGUCAGAAAUCAACAAAAAGACUGGUGAAUCUGAAUGCCAGUAUUACAAAGAGAGGCUAAUCUAUCUUGAUGAAGGCCAAAAGGACUCCUUGAUAGAUGAUUCACGUGUUGUGUGUUGCCAUGGUGAACUAAAGAACAACAGGGGGGCGAAACUGCAUGUUUUUCUCUUCCAAGAACUACUGGUGAUUACUCGAGCAGUUACACAUAAUGAGCAACUCUGCUACCAACUGUACCGGCAACCCAUCCCUGUGAAGGAUCUUGUGCUAGAAGACUUGCAAGAUGGAGAGGUGCGACUGGGUGGAUCUAUACGUGGUGCAUUUAGCAACAGUGAGAGAAUUAAAAACUUCUUUAGAGUCAGCUUCAAAAAGGGAUCUCAAAGCCAGUCCCAUUCAUUGCAAGCAAACGAUGCUUUCAACAAACAGCAAUGGCUCAACUGUAUCCGUCAAGCCAAAGAAUCAGUCUUGUGUGCAGCAAGCGAGGAUGGAGUACCCAAUUCUGAAGGACCCUUAUUAACAUCAUCAAGUAGGAACAGAAUACCCCGGCAAGAAUCAAAACCUGAGCAAAUGGACCAAUCAGACAGUGGGUCUGACUGUAGUAUGGACAUCAGUGAAAUCAGUUUUGACUGUGACCACAUGGAGCAGACAUACUCUUGGGAAACUGACAAAGAGAUUGAAAGCAAUGUCUGACAAAAACUUCACAGUGGUCUUCUGUGUCUUACUUGUACAGUAUUUGCACUCCAUACAUGGAGCAAGAAGCACUUUUUAAUAUUUUUGUCACAUUGUCAGCUCAGUCUCUAUUAUAUUCGUACCUUUUGACCGUAGUACUGUAACUGCCAGUGUAUGUAAUUUGGCAUGUAUAGCAAUUAUAAUCCUAUGAUAAUUUUAUAAAUGUCUCAGUGGCUGAAAGAGGUACGUGACCCAUUAUUUCCAAUGUCCUGCCAGUAGAUAUAACCUCUAAACUACUGUUUUUAUGCAUAUUACUUAAAAAGUGUAUUUGUUUUAUAAAGUGCCCUACUUUGACCUCUCACAAGGCAGCUGAACACAAGGAAGACAUAAACAAAGCGUUUUAAGGUCAUCAAAGCCAUAAAUUGGUUAAUGACACAUGCAAGUUUCAAAAAGCUUGAAAGGCUAAGAUUCUCCUUUCAUGUAUGAAUGAACCAUUGCAGAUGGAGCUUCCAUGUCACCUCAAACACAGCUCUUUUCAAUGGAGUCCAUUCACACAUUAUCAGUUGUGAGUCAUGAAGUAAUAAGCAAUCAAGUGAUGCAUAAGCAUUUGUGAACCUGCCCUGUGUCUUAGGAAAAGCUAAGCUAGCUAUAUUUCUAUAAAAUCAGCAGGACCGUUAAAAUACAGGUUGAUUCCUAAAUCCUUAAUUUAAUUAAACAAUUCCAGUCAGUGCAGAAGAUAUAUUCUCUCAGUUCCCAGAUGCAAACCAAAUGGUCAUUUGAAAGUAAAUGGUGUGCCAGUACUGAAUUUUCAGAUGGAAAUCCAAAACUUUAUGUGGUGGUGCUUUCUAGUAAGUUGGUGGUAGUGCAUUUACUAUCCCAAUUAUAAUAAAGGAUUAGAAGAGCAAGGAAGCUGAAACAUUGAAAUAACUUUGUUUACAUUGGUUUUGGGUUUUUAAUGCGGCCCUUUCUGUGUGCACUGCCAGGCAGUUUGCAUGCAAAAUGAUGUUUUACGAUAUCCCUUCUAAAAGCUAUAUCUGAUAUAUAGUGUGGUGUAGUGGUUAAGGUGCUGGACUACGACCUGGGAGACCAGGGUUUGAAUCCCCACACAGCCAUGAAGCUCACUGGGUGACCUUGGGCCAGCCACUGCCUCUCAGUCUCAGAGGAAGGCAAUGGUAACCCCCCUCUGAAUACCGCUUACUGUGAAAACCCUAUUCAUAGGGUUGCCAUAAGUCAGGAUCGACUUGAAGGCAGUCCAUUUCCACAAUGUUACAUUGUCCUCAGGAUAGCUGUCUACAAAAAUAAGCCUUCCUUCUGUCCUUAUCCCCAGUUUGUCUCUAGCAUCUGCUGCCUGUUCUCAUAAUAUAUGGAUCAUAGAUACGGACACUUUUAUUGACACUCCUGUUUGGGGAACCUGUUCUGUGUCAUCAUCGCAAGCCAAGAUGGAGAACAAAACCCAGGUGGGCUCCCCAGACUUACAUAAAAAGAACGUUAGGAGUAGGAGUCCACCACACACAGCUUAAAAAUGUUAGUUAUUCAUUGGCUGCUUUCAGAGAAAUCCCUUUCAUGUUCUUUUGGUGUGUUCAAUUAAGAUUAUAACUGGCUUAAUUAAUUAUAAUUAAAAUAAGAGGUGACUGCAAUUUAAGACAAUGAUUUACAACAGUUUUUCUAACAGAACCCACCAAAGUAAUUUUGCUUAUUCAGGGGUCACCUAUACACCCCCAUACCCACUUUUAAUGACAUCUGACUGCAGCAUUCACUAACACUGCAACUCUGGCAACCCAACCACAAGGACUACCACCUUUUAAAAAAAGUCUGACCCACUCUUCAAUAGUCUGAAGAACACCUCUGACUAACUUUGCACCCUUAAAGUAGGUAAAAUGCCAAUAAAAUUGGUAGUUAUGGAUCAAAUUCUAAUUUCAAAUGUAAGUUUGAACAAUACUGAAAUGCUAAACUUGACCCAUUUCUUAAGAAGAGACUUGACAUUUACAAGCUAGUGUAUUGAAAUGAUCUCUGAUACCACUAUUACUAUUUUCUGUACAGUGUAGACUCCACUCUCAGCACAAACAGUAAUACUGCUAAAAUAUUGCCAGAAUGUAUACUUCAGAUGUUUUACAUGUUUACAGAAAAAGAUAAACUAGAAGCGUAAAUAAGAUGUCAAUUUUAAUUUGUAAAUAUGUUUUGCUGUGCAUUAGAUGAUUAUUGUGCUGAGAUAAUAAUUAUAAAAGCAGGUUGUUACAUAUAUUUUUUCAAAAAAAUAUUAUGGCCAAUUUUACUCUAUAGAACGUAUUUCUGUAUGGAUAAGUUUAAAACAUUAUGAUUAUUUUCUAUUUCAGGCUUGUAAUUUAUUUAAAUUGCUUCAUUUUGGACAUUGAGUAUUAGCCAAUCAAGAGAAGUAGAAUAAGAGACAAUGGGAGUAUUUACUAAAUAGAAGGACAUUGAAAGUAUAUUAAGAUGUGAACUACUGAAAUGACAAACACUUGCCAAAAUGUUGGAGAAACUUUGUAAUGUUUGAUUUAUUA
Molecule: messenger RNA, 4299 nt
Organism: Rhineura floridana
Lineage: Eukaryota; Metazoa; Chordata; Lepidosauria; Squamata; Rhineuridae
Gene: ARHGEF3
Product: Rho guanine nucleotide exchange factor 3
Exons: 13
Coding region: 41-1801 (586 amino acids)
Biological process (GO): positive regulation of Rho protein signal transduction; intracellular signal transduction
Molecular function (GO): guanyl-nucleotide exchange factor activity
Source: RefSeq, a predicted model, not a curated record